ACACUGCCAUACCUCACCUGGACCAACACAAAACACACACAUUCAAGACAUGGGGCUCAGAAGGGCAUGGACCAAAAUACCUGGCAGUGGUUCAUAUAGGGGCUAAGUGAGCUGAAGGAUGAAAUCUCUGAUUUUGCUGAUGUGCCUUCUGGGACUAUGUCUAUGGCCUACCACCCUCUCCCUGAAAAUAUGCGCCUUCAAUAUUCAGUCGUUUGGGGAAGCAAAAGCCAGCAACGAAAAGGUCAUGGAUAUUUUGGUCAAGAUUAUUGCUCGCUGUGACCUGUGUUUGAUUCAGGAGGUUCGAGAUUCCAAAGGUGAAGCCAUACCCACACUGGUGAAAAAACUGAACAGAUUUGACAAAUCUCAUUCAUAUGCUCAUUUAGAGAGCAAAAGACUGGGAAAGAAGACCUACAAGGAACAAUAUGUUUACAUAUACCGUAAAGACGUUCUGGAGGUGAGAGACCACUAUUAUCUGCAUGAGGGAGAGUCCAAUCGCACCAAACUCUUCACUCGAGAGCCUUUCAUCAUCAGAGUUCACUCCCCUUCAACCCUGGUGAAGGAUUUUGUUCUUGUUGGACAACACACAUGUCCUAAGAAUGCAAUGAAAGAGAUUGAGGAACUCUAUGGGGUCUUUACGGAAAUCAGCAAAAAAUGGAAAACACAGAAUGUAAUGUUUCUGGGAGAUCUCAAUGCUGCCUGUAGUUACAUCACAAUCAAGGGCUGGAGAGCCAUCCGGCUGAGGAACGACCCCAAGUUCCAUUGGCUCAUAGGGGAUGAAGCGGACACCACUGUCCGUGAGAACACACACUGUGCUUAUGACAGAAUUGUCGUCCAUGGAAAAGAGCUCUACUAUGGGACUGUUCCUGAGUCUGCUCAACCCUUUAACUUCAAGAAACAAUUCCAUCUCUCUGAGGAGGAGGCUCUGGAGGUCAGUGAUCACUAUCCAGUUGAGGUGGACCUGAAACCCAACCACCGUUAUCUUCUUCGACAUGAGCUCUGAUUCCAAUAGACCAUCGACUAUACCAACAAACCCAUUACAUAUGCUUCAGUACUGU
Messenger RNA from Alosa alosa (allis shad), 1055 nucleotides. RefSeq names its product deoxyribonuclease gamma-like. NCBI's taxonomy places the organism in Eukaryota, Metazoa, Chordata, Actinopteri, Clupeiformes, Clupeidae. The transcript is spliced from 9 exons. The record is from RefSeq and is a predicted model, not a curated record. Gene Ontology annotation, molecular function: DNA nuclease activity. Gene Ontology annotation, biological process: DNA catabolic process. Bases 119 to 1000 code for a protein of 293 amino acids. Gene Ontology annotation, cellular component: nucleus.